UUGCUCUGUGCACUUGUGCGCGUGCGCGUGGACCUGCCGCAGCAUCCCGUCGCACUGCACGGCGUCAUGACGCGCUCCAGCCGCCAGCUCUCCUCCACGCUGCAGGUGUGCACUCUCACAUUGCUCUGUGCACGUGUGCGCGUGCGCGUGGACCUGCCGCAGCAUCCCGUCGCACUGCACGGCGUCAUGACGCGCUCCAGCCGCCAGCUCUCCUCCACGCUGCAGGAAUUGGGCGUGACGCGUACAUCAUCGCGACAAUCUCGCAAUCCGCCUGGAGUGCCGCCCCCGUCAAACAGUCAAGCGGGAGUGGGAACUGCGGCAGCGGGAGCGGGCGGCGCGGGGGUGAGAGCGGAAGCGGAAGCUGGCGCGAGUGCGACAGAGACGGAAACGCAAAGCAAGCCGCCUCGCAGCUCUCGCCCAGUGCCGGCGGCGCGCCACGAGCCGCUGCUGCAGCCGUUGCAGCUGCAGUUUACCAUUAUGCUGCAGAGCCUGAGCAUAACGGCCGCACUGCUGCCAUCCUUACAAGCACAAUACAAGAUGGAGCAAGUGCACAGCACGGGCGUGACGGGCCUCAAGGCGCAUUUUACUGUUGACCUGCCGACGCACUCGCUCAGUUUCGCUACUAAAUUACAGGUAACGGAAGCCAACAUCCCGGCCGCGGCGUCGGUGGCGUUGCCGGCCGUGUCGUGUCGCGCGCGCGUGCUGGGCGCUGAGUGCGGCGAGAGCGACGAGAGCGGGGAGGGAGGCGAGCCUGGAGAGGGCAGGGAGGGCGGAGAGGGCGAGGAGGGAAAGGAGGCUCCGGGACGCAGGGAGUGUGCGGAGGAGGGCGUGGUUCUCCGCGCCGGCCGCUACCUGGCCGCCACCGCCGACAUCGGCCUCUUCGAGCACACGCUCUCCACCGACUUGCUCAACCACCUCGUCUUCGUGCAGAAAGUGUUCAUGAAGGAAGUAAACGAAGUAGUUCAAAAAGUUUACGGCGGGGAGAAACCAGUCCCCCUGUGGAACGAGGAGGAAGCCUCGUCCUCGGCUCUCAACCGAAUACUCUUCUCUCUGAUCAUCAGGAUAAAGCGCAUCCAGCUGACGGCGACGACGCCCAGCAACUCGGCGCUGCGGCUGGAGACGGGCGCGGUGGAGCUGGAGCUGUCCAACCGCGUGCAGAAUGUGCCGCACCACGAGCUGCGUCUUUUCGCCCGCGCGCAGGUGGACGUGAACUUGAGCCUCGGGCAGCUGAUACGAAACGCAAUGUUUGAAGAGGCGGAACCCGAAUUCCAGCAGUAUGCGUUCUUUAACACCAGAAUAUCGAUGCGCAACGCGUUCCAAGAGGAGUUGACGAGCGGGGAGGGAGUGGGCGCAGGCGACGAGGAAGAGAAGGAGGUGGUGCUGAUCACGCUGAAGCGGCCGCUGGUGUACGUGCAGCCCGUUGCCGUGGACAAGGCCAUCCUGGUCUGGCUCAACUACAAAAACGCCUACGAGUACUGGAACGAGAAGCGCCUCAGCCUUAACAAGGAAGUGCUCACUGCCACGCAGCAGGUCUUCGAAAAGGUCCAAUUGACGUCUCAAAUCACUACACCACAUCUGAGCACGUUAUUUCUACAACUGAACGUCGACGACAUAGGCAUUUGUCUUCCGCUGAAUCAACCACCAGUGGCAACUUGGGGUCGCGGAGUUUACGAGCCGGAAAGUCGCGGCGCCGUGGUAGUGACUCUAGAGAGCACUAGCAUUUCUGCGUGCAGUUCGGGUUCGCUCGUUAGUAAGGGUCGUUUCGUGGGGCUGUGCCUGCGCUUCGCGGAGGACUUCGAGGCGUCGCUGGACGACUGGAAGCCGGAGGCGGCGGAGACCACCAGCAACGUGUGCUGCGUGUCGGAGGGCACCUACGAGGUCUGCAGCCGCACCACCGCCGCCAAGCACCGCGAGAAUGCCAAGUGGUUCCUGAAUGUAUCGUGGCAGAUGGAGGGCGUCGACAUACACCUGGACGUGAACGUGGGCAAGCAGCUCUCCGCACUCGGCCAUACGCUCACCAUGAUCACAGGUUUUGAAGAGGAAGAUCCGUUCCAAAAAAUGGAUUCCUAUGAAAGUGAUCUCGACGACGAAGCGGACAACAGCAAGGGGUCUCAGGAGAGCAUCGUAUUCCGGCGCAAGUACACGGAGCAGCUGCCCGCGUUCGUGCUGGACCCGCGGCUGGACGCGCGCGCGCGCUGCAAGCUGGUGGAGCAGGAGAUGCGCGAGCAGGCGCGCAUCAUCUGCGACCUGCGCGCGCUCGGCGCCAGCCACGCCACCGUCGAGCACGAGCUGCGGCGCCUGCACGAGCUGGAGGCGCUCGUGUUCAAGGACUUCCGCCGCGACAUGAUCCAGAAGCUGCGUCGUCAGAGCGUGCGCGCGAGCUCGAUCACAAAGGGCAAGCUGGGGCUGGGCUCCAACCGCAGCCAAUCCUUCGUAGCACACCCGCCGCCGUCAGAACGCCGAGAUAUCGAUGGAGUGAUAGAAGCGAGCCUCGGCUCGUGCAUGACGGUGGGAAGCGUGGGUAGCGUGGGCAGCGUGGGGAGCGUAGGCACUGUGGGCAACGUUGGGGACUCUGGCGAGACACUGCUGUUGGGCGACGAGGACCGGCUGGCCGACAUCAUCGAGGCGGGCAGCUGGAGCUCCAUGGAGAGCGAGCCCCUCACUGGACCGUCGCGCACUAUGUCGCUGCGCGCUCGCAGCUCGGGGGGUGCGGGUGGUGCGGGUGGUGCGGGGGGUGCGGGGGGUGCGGGGGGUGCGGCGGGCGGUGCGGGCGUGCAGCGGCAGAGCUCGCUGCCCGCGCCCUCAGAGAAGAAACGCAGGAGCGAGCCGGCGUCCGGAACGUCGGCGGAAAAUCAAGGACAGACGGAUAGCAAGCAAAAUAAAGCGAAGACCACAGAGCCCAACAUCGAUUUCGAGCUGGACGUGAAGGUGCACAUCAACAGCGGCAAAUGUGUACUGCACACCAAGGAGUCUGGCAGAGAGGAUGACAUGAAGAUCGGGUCGCGCGUGCGCGUGGGCCGCUCGACGUCGGGCGGGCUAGCGGGCGCGGCGGGGGGUGCGGUGGGAGGCUCGGUGGGGGUCGCGGCAGGGGGUAGUACGGGUGUGGGUGCAGGUUGUGCGGGGGGCGCGGGGGGCAGCGAGGCGAACUCGCCGGGCGCGCGCCGCAAGCCGCGGCUGCCGCCCGCGCCGGACCUCACCGUGUUCCGCGUGCCCGGCCUGCAGCUCAAGGUGCACUACGAAUCCAAGACCCUGCCGGAAGACGCGGCGUCCCCGCAGCCGUUAUGCGCAAGUGCCCGCAAGGUGGGCACGAAGAAGGCGGCGCUCUUCGCCUGGAUCACGCUGCAGAGCAUUCCCGAGGAGACGAUCAUCAGUCCACACAUACUGGAGUUCCUCGAGCAAACCCUCGAGCCGAUACCGACCAAAGCGUCAUUCUCGGCACCCACACCAGAUGCGGAGAGUGCGUCCCGGUCGCGGUCUGCGGAGUACGCGUCGUACGGGCAGUAUGUGUACGCGUCGUUCCCCGUGGACGUGAUCGUGCACUUCCACACGCGGCCCUCCGCCUUCCGCUUCAGCUGCCUGCCCGCCUCGCGCGUCGAGUGCCUGCUGCAGCUGCCCAGCCUGCGCAUCGUGUUCAGCUCCAAGCGCGCGGGAGACGAAGAAAUGGCUGAACCCGCUGUAGCAAUGGGUGGCCUCAGCGUAACAGGCUGCCUGGCAGACUUCUCGGUGUACAUAUUCCAUCCGUACGGAGGCAAGAAGUCGAGUCUCAAGGAGGCGCAAUGGUCGCCGCUCGCCGACACAGAACGCAAAGACUCGCUCAGCGUCAAUGUCGAGUUCGUCAAGUUCCAUUUGUCCAGAUCCAGGAAACUCGACUUCCAGACCGAUCAGGACCAAUCCAAAGCUACUGUAAGAUUUUCAACGAUCGUGGACGUGGGUUCUGCGUGGUUCAAGUACGACAUGCGGCGGCUGAGCGAGAUCCUGGCGUUCCCGAAGGCGUGGUACCGUCGCAGCAUCGUGCGCCGCAUGUUCCUGGGCGACGUCAGCGUGCACCAAGACCGCCACGACCGCCACGAUCGCCACGACCGUCACGAACGCCACGACCGCCACGACAGGCACGACCGACAUGCACACGCCGGAGCUAGCAAUAAUGCGCCUGUUUCGCCGGUACUACCACAGAGAGAAAAAACGAAGGCCGUUGAACCACCAAAACCUAAAGAAAGCAAAACGUCGAGUUCGGCGUGGGAGACGCUGGUUUUGUUUGCGGUCAACUUCACGCGUCUCAAUGUACACAUGAACAUGGGCAACGUUAUGGGAAACGUCAGCUGGCAGAGCCGGUCGCUGGGCGCGUCGGGGCGGCUGAGCAUCGGCAGCACGCAGCGGCGCCACAUGGUGGUGCGCGUGGAGCUGGGCGGCUCGGCGCUGGACGCGCGCGGCGGCAUCGUCGGCGGCGCCAUCUCGCUCGCCGCACUGCGCGCGCACCUGCACGUGGAUGAGGAGCCGGGGCGCAACCCAGGGCACGUAUGCGGCGUGCAGCUGGCGGCGCUGGAGCUGCGGCUGGAGUACAUGGGCGCGGGCGUGCUGCUGGCGCGCGUGUCGCGGCUGCGUGCCGCACUGCGGGACGAGUGGCUCGCACGCACGCGCGCCCGCCCGCCGCGCGCACGACACAACGCGAGGCCAGCCAUCAUUCUCCUCCAUGGCACACUGAGUUGGCACCAGCUCCAGAUUCUGAUGAGCCGUAGCACAACACCUGAUCUACUCAAAAUGCAAUUGAAACUUGAGGAGUUCUUCACUCAGCAGUUCAAAUCCAGCAAACGAGUGUUUAGCUCCCUGCACCCUAAUUAUGCAGCCGCAAGAAAGGAUAAAAGGGAACCAAUUCCGAACCCGACAAGCGAGCAGCAGCAGCAGCAGCAGCAGCAGCAGGAGCUGCGCCACCACCGGCACUGGCAGCGCGUGCUGCGGCUGGUGUCCGGCAUGCAGCUGUCCACGCUGCCCGCGCCGCUGCCCGCCAACGGUACUGUUCUCGGAGGCACCAUGGAGCUGCAUGGCACGAAUAUAUCGCUCGGCUGUUUCCACGGCAACAGCAUGAAGGCAAAGUCGUGGGCCUUAUUCAGUCUGAAAGAUCCCUGUAUAAGCUUUGCCACAGAAGCGCAGCAGUUAGAGACUGAAGAAGUUCCAGAGGAGCUGGAAGUGCAGGCCGUGCAGAGCCUGACGGCGAGCCUGGGCGCGGCGGGUGUGGGGGCGGGUGCGGGGGCGGGCGGCGGGGCGGGGGCGGGCGCGGGCGCGGGGGCGGGCGGGCACCAGUCGGUGGCCACGGUGGUGCGCAUGACGCGCUCGCUGCUGUUCCCGCCGCAGUUCAAGACGCUGCGCGAGUGGUUCCUCUACGCCUUCGCCGAGAGCGAGAUAGACGCAAUAGAACAGUUCCCAUCGCUGGAGAAUGCGGGUGGGAGUGCGGGCGCGGGCAAUACGGGAAGCACGGAGCGCGAGCGUGGCAAAGCAGGCGGCGGUGGCAGCGCCAGUGGCAGCGGUGGCGGUGAGCGCCACGUACGUGAGGUUAUCUUCGCGCUGCCCGCACUGCAGCUGCAUCUGCGCACCAGGCAUCUGCAACGCGCUAAGACUCCCACUGAAAACGAUGAAAAACCCAUAGUAGAAUGCAGCUUUAUCACAGAGUUUGAAGACCACAUCUUCGUAUCGGUAGACGCAGAGGCGUUCUUGUUUCUGCACGACCUCAUCUCAUCCUACAUCAAGGAAAAAGAUCGCAUCAUGCCGGUGGGGGGCCGCGGCGCCAGCAGCAGCAGCGGCGGCGGUAGUGGCGGCGGGGAGGCGGGGGCGCAGGACUACCGCGAGUACCGCUGCGUCACCUGGCACCUCGAGCCCACCGUACGGCUGCUGUCGUGGGCGGGCAAGUCGAUCGAGCCGUACGGCGUGGACUACAUCCUGCAGAAGCUGGGCUUCAGCCACGCGCGCACCACCAUCCCCAAGUGGCUGCAGCGCGGCGCGCUCGACCCGCUCGACGCGCUGCUCGCCGCCGUGCUGCUGCGCCUCGUGCAAGCCGUGCCGCACGCCAAGCGUCCGCCCCACACGCCCCGCCCCUAG
Molecule: messenger RNA, 6090 nt
Organism: Parnassius mnemosyne (clouded apollo)
Lineage: Eukaryota; Metazoa; Arthropoda; Insecta; Lepidoptera; Papilionidae
Source: the annotation of a GenBank genome assembly